This is a messenger RNA of Linum trigynum, 4151 nucleotides long. NCBI's taxonomy places the organism in Eukaryota, Viridiplantae, Streptophyta, Magnoliopsida, Malpighiales, Linaceae. The record is from the annotation of a GenBank genome assembly.
ACGUGGCUAAAACCCAUCACUUCCUUGAAAAUUUCCGGAGGGUGAGGAGGUUAACUGGUUAAGGGGUUUAUCGCUGACCGGCUAUUGCCCGGACACGGGCGCCGGGUUCCCGGCUGGUCCGGUUUUGUGGUCAAAAGUUUCAUUGAUGGGAUAUAAAAAGAGACGACGAAGGAAGGGGUUUAAGGCAGCAAGCCACUGUUGUUUCUCUUCUUUCUUUCUUUCAUGGUUUUUCCUCCCUUCUACCUGUGCGUGUUUUAUUGAGAGAGGUUUUUCUGUUACCCCUUUUUCUCCCUUUUCCCCUCUUGUUGUUUUUCUUCUUCUGGGAAAAAAUAAAAAUCAAAUGAGAAACGAAAAUGCAUAAUUCUGCGAGAGAUUGAUUUUAUGUGGUGGUGAUGGCGGAUUCGUUUUAUCACCUCUUGUUGCAAUUGAAUUGGAACUGAUAAUUUUCUUGCUUGAUCUCUUCUCCUUGGUCCGAUCUCCACCUCCGAUCCCGAUCUGGGCUCUCGCUGUACGUAUUGUUGGACGGAAUUCACCGGAGAUUGACGUUAAUCACGAGGUCAGUAGUGGUAAGUGUUGGAUCAGGUUAAUGUUGGUGGAAUUCCCUGCUCAACUUUCUUCUUUCCUUGCUUCUGUUCUGUGCUCCGAUUGUGGGUUUCAACUGUGUGCUUCGAUCUUGCCGUGAUACGAAAACAAAAAAUUGAGUACGGAAGUGAUUUUUUUUUUGUUCUGCUUUCCUGGCCUGAGAUCGGGAUCUGAUCAUGGAUGCGAGGCGGUUUGCAGGAAUUCUGGGUUUGGGAGGAAACUGCUGGUUUUUCGAAGAGGAUAUGGAGCUUCAGUGCUUUUUGUUAAAAAAAAAAAGUCAAUCAGCUUUUAUUGAAUUCCUGAGAUGGGAUGUUUUUUCUAAAAUUGAAAUUCUUCAUCUGGUGCUUCGUCUGUUGUUUUUUUGUUGACUGUGGGCAUUGAUGAAACGUUGGUAGACAGUUAUCUUGGAGCAAGAAUUCUUAUUCUGGAGGUGAAUUAUCGUUCAGUAAUUGCUUGCCUGACCCCAGUCUUGAUGGGUCUGUUGUAGAUUUGUGCCAAUCGAAAAUAAGAAUGGUCUGAUUGCACUAAUUGCUUUUGUUGCUGCUGUUCAUGUUGUCGUUAAGGUCAAGUUGGCGUCUUCUCUUUCUUCUUAUCAAAUUGGGGUUGAAUUUUCCAUGGUUGAUUCGGAUGUGCUUUGAUCGGGUGAUAAUUUGAUCGUGGUUCAGUGAUGGUGUUAUGGAUCUCUCGUUGAUCGGUUCAGACUGAUAUUGAGAUUGUUGUUUCAAAAAACUUUGAUUUGGGUUUCAUGUCGAUUAGCAGAUCAAUGCUUAAUGUUUUUGUUUGCAUAAAUUUCUAGAUUGAAUGUAUUCAAAAUUGAAGGCAAAACAGCUUGUUGACAUUCUCUUGUUUUGGAUUGAUGGCAGUGCCGUGGAUCCCAAUUGCAGCGAUCUUGUUUAAUAAGUGCCCAUCUGGUAUGUAUGUUUGAGAUAUGGUGUUGAAGAAGAGGCAAUCUCAUGGUUUUAACAGUCUCCACUUCCCUUCUGUUCCCAAGGCUCCCAGAUCUGCCAGAAGGGCUUUUCAUAAGAGAAUAGUUGAGGACAGCCAAAUCUGCGCAUUUGAGUUACUUGCUUCUCUAGCCGGAAAGCUAUUGCAGGAAAGUGAAAGCUCAUCUGCUUCUAGUAAUGCAUCUGAUGCAAAUGACCUGCCUGCAAUUAGUGACGGUGUUGUUAAAAGAGAGCGAGUUGAGACCAAACCUGUGAAAACAGAGUGCUUGGAUUUGGGAAGCUGCGAAGAGAGCAUUUUCCUCCCUGAUUACGAUUCACCUAGCAGUGACAGUAGGCAAAGUCUAAAGGAAAUUCCACCGCCAGCUGAGAGUGAUUCCAUUUUGGAGCGGUCUUCAACUGUCUCGAAUGCUGAUUCUUCAGAGAAAGGGAAUAGUGAUGUGAAGCCGAUCCAAUGUGAAAAGGUACCUGCUAAGGUGGAGGGAGUCUCUCCUGUUUCUGUAGAGACUUGUGAUGCAAAACCAGAAAGUGGGCUCGGAAGACAGCCGUUGGCUGAUGAGAUGGAGACUCGGGGGUUGAUCCUUGAUAAUGCCUGCAGUUCAAAGGAUCCCAUGAAGUCGAAUGCGAAGAGUCCUGCAUUGGUCAACUCAGCCAACACUGUCAAAGUGUUAUCCCACGGGAAUUCUCUUCCCAGUGCUUCUGAUUUGAAGCACGGGAAUGAUGCUAAAUUAGGCAUUAGAGAUGAUGAUGAAAACUUUUUUAGGUUUAAUAAACUAAGCAACAGAAGAAAGGCAUUUAAGCCUUCUUCUAGAAUUGGAGACAGAAGAAUAAGAAAGCUACUGUCAUCCAAAUACUGGAAAGCAGCUCCGAAGCUGAAAGACUAUGAGCUAACGAAACCUUAUUUGGGGAUGAAGCCUCUUCAUCACAAGAGGAAAUUGUCUUGCAAUCCAGACAAAACUCAGGGCGAUAUUCUUUACAAGAGGAGGAAAUUUUCUGACCGUAGCUUAGUUAUAGCGUCUGAUGGGGGUUUUAGCAGUGAAAGUGUUUGUAAUUCACCUGAAAAAGGCAUGUCUGGAGAAAAUGGUUCAGCAGUAUUAUGUAAUGGAGAAAAUGGUAUGUCAUCUCCGGUUAUUGGCCAUCAAGCCCAGCUCCGGUCGAAGGAUUCUCAUGUUAAACUGAGCAUCAAGUCCUUCAAAAUUCCAGAGCUUUUCAUUGACGUCCCAGAAAAUGCAACUGUUGGUUCUCUCAAGAGAACUGUCGUGGAAGCUGUGACUGCUCUACUUAGCGGUGGUUUACGUGUCGGGCUGGUUCUUCAUGGAAAGAAGGUCAGGGAUGAUAACAGAACCCUGUUGCAGACUGGCAUCACUUCUACUGAAAAUAUCGAGACUCUGGGUUUUACCUUGGAGCCUAAUUCAGUGCAAACACCUGCGCCCUUGUGCUGUGAAGAGCCUCCCGCUAUCUUACCAUGUGAGACAUCCCACCUUAUACCAAGGUCCCCAGAAACUCCAGUUGUAGAGUCAUUGAAGCUUAUUGACUCGCUCAACCUUGCUCCUUCUCCAACAACAAAUCAUGCUGACAAUAACAGUGAGACUAGUGAUCAGGAACCACUUUCCUCUAAUGCUGACUUAGUAGCUGACAACAAAUCACCAUCAGAUUCCAAAGCUCUGGUUGCAGUUGAACCAGCAAGUGCUGAGGCACUUGCUGUUGUUCCCCUCAACCAGAAAUCUAAGCGAUCUGAGAAUGUACAGCGUCGAACUAGGAGACCAUUCUCAGUCUCGGAAGUAGAGGCACUUGUCGAAGCCGUUGAAGAACUAGGCACUGGAAGGUGGCGGGAUGUUAAGUUAAGAUCUUUUGACAAUGCUGACCAUCGAACAUAUGUUGACCUAAAGGAUAAAUGGAAGACAUUGGUCCACACAGCCCAGAUUGCUCCGCAGCAAAGAAGGGGUGAGCCAGUUCCUCAGAACCUUCUCGACAGAGUACUGGCUGCACACGGCUACUGGUCGCAGCAUCAAGCCAAGCAACAUAACAAAAAUCAAGUUACCGCAACUGCAACUGCAACCUCGGAGGUGCUGCAGAUAACAGAUGGGCAGGCGGUGGAAACUUGAAGAUGGAGGACAUCUCACUUGGUGUACAAAAGGAAGGGAAUACUACUACUACUUGACAGGGAACAUGGGAAGGCACAGAACAGGGUGACAGACAAGAACAUCAACAAAAUUGUACAAAUUGCACAACAGAAAGAACAAUUGAUUUCUCAGAAUGUUUAUUUUGUAAUACACUCACACUUUGGUUUUACAACAAUUCAUUGCCGGUGUUUCCCCUCCCCUCAAAUGGAAACAGGGUGAGAAGGAAAGCUUCGGCCUUUUGUAAAUUGAUUCAGUUCCAGGGAAUAAAGCCCCUCUAGCGGGAGUGGCUCAACCUAACAGGAACAUUGUUUUCCCCCAUUCUUUGAUUGAAUUUGGUGUAAUAGAAUUGGCCGGAUAGAUUAUGUGUAGUUCAGGUUCAAAGGAACAUUUGAAAAUGUUCUCUUGAUUAUUGUUGUUACUUUUUUUUGGCUCCAUUGUUAGUUGUACCUCUCUCAAUCCAUGUCUCUUUUCGAUUCUAUGACAGACAUAAACUACUAGCUUUAUG